CAUAAACAAAUAUUAUUUAGAUAGGUUAGGUUAUAUAAAUAUUAAUAUACUAACCGUAUAUUAAUAUUGUUUUUAAAUAACUGUUCAACUAAAACUCGAAAUCGAAAACAAAAUCGGAUUUAAAAUCGGAUUCAAAAUCGAAUACUAAAAUAAUCGAUUUUUUCACUUUCACAGAAUAGAUUAUUUUUCACAUCUCUAUUCUCUACUGUUCAUUGUUUAAAGUAUAAACGCAAUCGGCCAUUUCGAAUUUGGAUUUUGCCAGAACAGUGUGUGUUCACAGUAUUCAAGUGCAAAAUAUCAGUUAAAAGCCGUUACUUUUUAGAUUUUUUUAUUUUUGCUUGAAUAUUUCGUGUAAUGGCGUCUCAAACCCCAACCCACCCAGGAUGUGGUACUGAACCUGAACCUGAACCGUCUACUAGCACAACGCUUGGUAGACCUGCUUUUGAGGGCGACCAUCAUCUUAGAUUUGGUACUGAAUCUGAACCGUCAAGCACAACGCUUGGUAGACCGGCAUUUGAGGAUGAUGGGCCCUUGGAGGAUCGUCAUCUUUUUAAAGAUGAAGUUAUCAAAAUGUGGAAUUUGACUAAACUAAAUAAAACUUUAGGCAAUAAUGAGCAGUGUAUGGCAUUCGCUGAAGAACAUGGAUUAGUGCAUUCUCAAAAGCAAUGUGGAAGACAUCGUGUACCCAUGAAAAUAAUUAAAUCGACGAAUAAAACAUUUGGCACAUGGUCUUGUGCAAAAGGAAAUUGCAAAUCAAAAUCAAGAGUAUCUAGAAAUAAAGGAACAUUUUUCGAAAACAUUAAAUUAGACUUAGUACAUGUCUUCUAUUUACUAUAUGCAUAUUCACAAAAUUGGAGUUAUUAUACAACUAUUAAUGAAGAUCCAUAUAAAGAAGAUAGACAACAAUGCUUAAGUCGAGGCACUAUUAAUGAUUGGUUUAAUUAUUGUAGAGAAACCAUAGUUAUUUAUCAAAUGGACAAGAAUCAAUUUAAAGGAAAAAUUGGUGGCCCAGGGAAGAUUGUGCAGAUAGACGAAUCAAAAUUUGGGAAACGAAAAUACAACCGAGGACGACAUAUUGAGGGCCAUUGGGUCCUCGGUAUGAUUGAAGACAAUUCUGAAGAUCUGAGAUUGGAAGUGUGCUCAGAUAAUAUUCGCUCAGCGGAAGUAUUAGUUCCUCUAAUACAGAAACACGUCGAAGUUGGCACGACCAUCCACACUGACUUCUGGCGAGCAUACGAUUGCUUGUCUGAGCAUGGAUACCUUCAUAAGAAGGUCAACCACUCGAAUCCAGACAACCCCUUUGUGGCUGAAGAUGGAACACAUACUCAAAGAAUUGAGUCUCAAUGGAGAGCAGUUAAGAGAUUUUUUAAAAAAGAUAAUUAUAAUUUUUAUAGUACAGAAAAUUUCACUGAUCAUUUAUACGAAUACCUAUGGCGGCGAAACAAUAAGAAAUAUAAAAAAGAUCCCUUUGAGGAGCUACUUAUAGCAAUUAAAUAUAUUUAUAAAUUAAAAUAAUACUUUACUAUACUAUACUCUUAUUUUGCUAUAUUGCUUAUUAUGCUAUACUGCUUAUUUUGCUUACAUAUGUUAAUUUCUUUUUUCAUUUACUGCUGCUGAAGAGCUGCUGAAGUGGAUAGAAGCCUACUGGCUUCUACCACGACCCGGCUCUACAUGCACUAUGGAUUGGGCCCUGGUGGUUUUAGUGGGUAUGGGGUCAUCGCAUUUUACGACCUUGACCCCCACACUCCCCGCGCCAUUCACACACUUGCCCAGGCGUGGGGGCCCGUAAGUGGGUUUCCCCAGGUAAAAAAAAAAAAAAAAAAAAAAUUUUUUUUUUUUUGGUUUCCUAAGCCCAAAAUUUGUGGGGGGUGAUUACUACACCCCUCCCCCCCCCC
Pieris napi is the source of this 1895-nucleotide messenger RNA. RefSeq lists its product as uncharacterized. NCBI's taxonomy places the organism in Eukaryota, Metazoa, Arthropoda, Insecta, Lepidoptera, Pieridae. The coding region runs from base 355 to 1515 and encodes 386 amino acids. The transcript is spliced from 4 exons. The record is from RefSeq and is a predicted model, not a curated record.